Molecule: messenger RNA, 3189 nt
Organism: Amoebophrya sp. A25
Lineage: Eukaryota; Dinophyceae; Syndiniales; Amoebophryaceae
Source: the annotation of a GenBank genome assembly
CUCAUAGUUUUUUAGUUCUUCUUCUUCUUUGAUGAAUACAUACUUUUUUUGCGAUAGAUACAGAACACGGAGGAUUAUUGCUGGAUCAACGACAAAAACGCCGAGUGUGUGCAAUUAUAUCCGUACCCGGGAAACCACUAGUAGUUACUGCACGAUGGCGGACGACGCAGCUGCGCCCGAAGUUGGGCGAGCCGUGGAGUUGAGGACGCUGCCUGACGAACUCGCGGAUAGCGUUUAUACCACUGAGAAGUAUCCACUGAUUCUCGACCCGACUGUUAAGGCUUUCCACUUGCUGUAAAAAAAUGUUGUUGUAGUUAAAGAAAUUGACUUGCACUGGGUGGUGGCAUAUAUAUUCUAAUUUAUGAGCCCAGCCGCAGCCACUUUUCGCGCCUGCGCGUCCUUGAUUGAAACUUCUAUGAUGUAGUUACUUAAGCGUUUUGUUCUGGCUCUAAUAUCCGUGUUGCGUACAAUUUUUUGAAAUAUCGUGGACGAUGUCUUUCCGCAAUGCGGCAGGGAGACCUGGACAAAGAGAGUUUGCGCAUUGGGCUUGUUCAAACGAUGCAUAAUGGGGCCUGGCUGGUGUUAGAUGCGGACGUGGUUGACGUUGACUGGAGCGCCCUCUGCGAAGAUGAUACAUGCUUCCCACCUGAAGUUUUCCAGGGACCAGCUGCGCUGUUCGAUAUGGACGUUUUUUCGAAGUUGCCACGGCCAGCGGACGAGCUGGCGGCAAAAGUGUCCUACGAAAACCUGAAUUUGGAGCAAGAGGGCCUGACAGACAGAACCAAGACUUUUCAACCGGAAAAAUGCGUAGAAGUCGAUUCGCGGUUUCAACCGCAAGUUAAGAAACUACUCUGCAGAAUUUGUGCUCGUACAGAACAAAUAUGAAGACCGUUCUUCUUCGACGAAAUCCCUAAUGAUCUGGUGCAUUUUCUCCCUCUAAAGCGAAAGCCUUCAGGUUAAUCGUUGUUACGAAGAAGACGACGCCACCGCCAUUCUUAGCUGAGAAGAUGGAUGUCCUGACCGUCGCCCUGCCGCGUGGCAGUGCUGGUGACGAUGCGAGUGCUAUGGGUGUAUGGGCUGGCGGCGAACCACCCGCAGCAGAGCGGACGGGGGCGCAAAAGAAAUUGGACAAGGAAUUCUUGGAGUGCAGUUUCGACGGCGACCUUGACGGGGUUAAAAAGAUGCUCGGGAAGGGCGCAGACAGCAACGCGGUGGACUCCAGAAAAUACACGGCAUUGAGCGAAGCAGCGUGCGCUGGUUCCACGAUGAUCACUUUGUUGUCGAAAACCUGCUUAAUUUUUUUUAUCCAGUCACAGCUGUUGCUUCCUUGGUAUGGUCUGUCUUUUUUCUCGUUAGGUCUGCUCCACCACGAUCAUUAGGAGGUACAAGUGAUAAGAAUCUUGUAAGUAAUUGGAGUUGUAAAUGUAAUUGUACUAGUUUCUCGUUUGCUUGGAUGCUCUACUAGUUGUCAGAUCAACAUAUUGUUCUUUUUGUUGUUCUCAAGCACACCCGACUUCGACGACGACCAGGUCAUCUACCUGUCGUGGAGUAUCUCCUGGCUUACAACCCACCUCUCGGCUCGGAUCCAAAUGCCAAGAGCGCUGACGGACGCACAGCGUUACACCGUGCCGCAUUCAACGGCCACUGUGCUAUAGUCGAGAUUCUGUUGAAGUUAUGAGCAUGUUAUCCAGGAUGAGCAAAACCAAGUUUGAAGUACUUAUAGAUACACUAGAGUUUAGGUGAAAUCAUUAGAUGCAGGACCUCUACGGCGAACGAGUACUACCAAAAUUAGUAGAAAACUACAACCAAGUAGUCUCGUUAAUUUUGAAUGGAGCCGACCCACGGAUUAAGGACACGAUGGGGGAUCGAUGCUACGACAUAGCAACAAGUAAAGAUAUUCAUGCUCUCCUUGACGGUUGGAAGGAGGAAGACUCCUUGAAGAUCAUGGAGGAGCGGAAAAAAGCUCGCGAGGAAGCCGAAGAAGGCCUCGUAAAGAACGAGGAAGAAAGUACUUACUUGAGGUAGAAGUAGAACGAUGAAGAAGUAGAAGUUUCAACUAUCAUUCUGAUUUUGAUUUGAAUUUGUACCUUGUCUCUAUCAGUUUUUGCCUUGCUUCCUCUCAUCAAGCAAACAAAUGCUUUCAAUUUGUACUAGAGUAGAGAAACGACGACCACAUACACAUUUGCAAUCACCAGGGAAGCGGUUGAUGAAAUCACGCAAGGCUGCGAAAAUUUUCGAAUGGAUUGAGGAGAACGAAAAGGACAUGCUAGAAAUCGAAGUUACCGGAAUCGAGCAAAGCCUAUCAUCCUAUCGAGACGAGCGUGGAAAUACGGCCUUACAUCAAGCAGCUUGGAAAAAUCGAUUCGAAAUAUGCCAGUUCCUCGCUGAUUUGGCAGAUAGGAGCACUGCCGUGGUAAUAACAUUGAAAGUAUCGAUAAGCGGCUGCUGCUGCAAGCACAGUUACUCAUAGUUUUAGUUCUUGUACGACUAGUAUGGAUCCUGAAGGUAAUCUCGUUGUCGUUCGUGUCACUGUCAUUCCCAUGUAACAAUAACACUUCUGAAAAUUCGACGCCUCCAACUUGCUCCACACCUCGCCAUCUGCUUCCAUCAGAUCGACGCUCGUGAUAAUAAGGGCUGGACGCCUUUACAAGUUGCGAGUUUCCACGGACAUCGAAAGAUAUGCGAGCUUCUGCUUUCGAAGCGGGCCAAUCCUGAACUCUUCAAUGGCUACCGCAAGAACGCAAUCGACCUCGCAAAGGAUGACGAAGUGAAAGACGUUCUUCUCGCUGGCACAGCAAAUGCGAUUCGUGUUUCGACGAAAGAUAAGGCUGCAGCAGCCACAACAGCAGCACCAGCUACAACGGAGCCGUCAGCAAAAGCCAAAGCCAAGGCAAAGGCAUUCGCGAAAGUCAAAGCCAGAGCAAAACCGAAGGCAAAAGCGGGAGCUGCGUGAGAGCAGAGAUUCUUGACUGAGUCUAGCAAACAAAGACUUUCUGUUUUACUGGCAGGGAAUAUGUGGCAGGCGCUACUUUGCUUUGUUUUUACGACAGGACUGGGACAGUUUUUGUUUUGAUGCCUGGGAGUUCGUCUUCACCUAGCCCAGCCUCAAGUCCCUGUGUAAGUGACAUUGAAGACAGAAAUGUGAAAAGAAGGAUGCGAUGGAACCCAUCUGCCGCGCGAUCGGGGCAU